GUUUUUUCUACAACAACAAUUCAUCCACCUCGGUAGCGUGCUAGCCAACAUAAAACCACAACAUUGAAGCUCUUUAGGCCAUUUUUGUUUAUAUUAACCUCAGUGUUUUAAACACACUGUCUGCGUAUUUACUAGUUACUCUAUUUAAUGUGCUAUUUAUGUUAUUAGCUAAGUAACACUCGGCUAAUGCUAACUAGUUUACUUGCUAACAUCCUCGACCAUGAGCUCCCGCUACUUCCCCUGUGCUAAAGAAGAGGUCUGCUGGACGGAGAAAGAAGUUCUUGUGAAAGAGGAGAAGGAAGAGGAGGCUGUCACAGUUAAAAAAGAGGUAGAGGGUGAGGCUGUUACAGUGAAAGAAGAGAAAGACGUGAAAGAGGAAGAAUUUAUAGUGAAAGAAGGGGAUGAAUCUUUAAGAGUGAAAGAGGAGGAUGCAGUUUUUGGAAUGAAGGAGGAGGGGGAGAUUACCGUCCCAUUGGAGGAGACUGGAGAUCUGAUUAACACCAGAGAAAGACCAGACUCCGAGGAACCAGAGACGUCCAAACCAGCAAGACGACACCACUGCUCCCACUGUGGAAUGAUUUUUAACCAGUUAAGGUGUCUGAAACGACAUGAGAGAAUACACACAGGGGAGAAGCCUUUCCAAUGCUUCCAGUGUGGAAAGUGUUUUUCCUUGUUAGCGAGCAUGAAAAGACAUGAGAGGAUACACACAGGGGAAAAGCCUCAUCACUGCUCCCAGUGUGGAAAGAGUUUUUUCUCAUCAGGGUGCCUGAAAAGACAUGGCAUGACACACACAGGAGAAAAACCUCAUCACUGCUCCCAGUGUGGAAAGAGUUUUAACCGGAAAGAAUACCUGAAAGAACACGAGAGAAUACACACCGGGGAGAAGCGAGAUAAACCUUUCCAAUGCUCUAAGUGUGGAAAUAAUUUUUCGUUGUUAGCGAGCCUGAAAAUACAUGAUAGAAUACACACAGGGGAAAAGCCACAUCACUGCUCCCAGUGUGGAAAGAGUUUUAAGUUGAAAGGACAACUGAAACAGCAUGAGAUAAUACACACAGGGGAGAAGCCUUACCACUGCUCCCAAUGUGAAAAGAGUUUUGCGUGGUUGGGUCACAUGAGAAGACAUAAGAGAAUACACACAGGAGAUAAGGAUGUAGGCUGCUCAGCAGAUGGCGACUGUCUGCGUAUUUGCUCCAUAUCAUUUACGUUUUUAGCUAUCUGGCUAAGUAACACUCGGCUAAUGCUAACUAGCUUGAUAUCAUCCUCGACCAUGAGCUCACGCUACUUCCCCCGUGCUAAAGAAGAGGUCUGUUGGACAGAGAAAGAAGUUUUUGUGAAAGAGGAGGAGGAAGAGGAGGCUGUCACAGUUAAAAAAGAAGUCGAGGGUGAGGCUGUUACAGUGAACGAAGAAGCUUUAAGAGUGAAAGAGGAGGAUGCCGUUUUUGGAAUGAAGGAGGAGGGGGAGAUUACGGUCACGUUGGAGGAGAAAGGAGAUCUGAUUAACACCAGAGAAAGACCAGACUCAGAGGAACCAGAGACGUCCAAACCAGCAAGACGACACAACUGCUCCCACUGUGGAAAGGGUUUUAAACAGUUAGGGGACCUGAAACGCCAUGAGAGAAUACACACAGGAGAGAAGCCUUUCGAAUGCUCCCUGUGUGGAAAGAGUUUUUCCUUGUUAGCGAGCCUGAAAAGGCAUGAGAGGACACACGCAAGAGAUACUCCUCAUCACUGCUCUCAGUGUGGAAAGAUAUUUAUUCAGUUAGGGAACCUAAAAAUACAUGAGAGAAUACACACAGGAGAGAAGCCUCAUCACUGCUCCCAGUGUGGAAAGAGUUUUAACCGGAAAGAAUACCUGAAAGAGCAUGAGAGAAUACACACAGGAGAGAAGCGAGAUAAACCUUUCCAAUGCUCCCAGUGUGGAAAGAGUUUUUCCUUGUUAGCGAGCCUGAAAAUACAUGAGAGGACACACACAGGAGAUAAGCCUCAUCACUGCUCCCAGUGUGGAAAGAGUUUUAACCUGAAAGGACAACUGAAACAGCAUGAGAGAAUACACACAGGGGAGAAGCCCUACCACUGCUCCCAAUGUGAAAAGAGUUUUGCUUGGUUAGGGGACCUGAGAAGACAUGAGAGGACGCACACAGGAGAGAAGCCUCAUCACUGCUCCCAGUGUGGAAAGCGUUUUAACCAGUUAGGUCACAUGAGAAGACAUGAGAGAAUACACACAGGAGAUAAGGAUGUAGGCUGCUGAACAGUAGGACAUAGGACAUAUGUAGGCUGCUGAACAGUAAAGGGUGGCUACUUUGAAGAAUCUGAAAUAUAAAAUAUAUUUUGAUGUGUUUUACACUUUUUGGUUACUACAUGAUUCCGUAUGUGUUAUUUCAUAGUUUUGAUGUCUUCACUAUUAUUCUACAAUGUAGAAAAUAGUAAAAAAUAAAUAAAACCCUUUGAAUGAGUAGGCGUGUCCAAACUUUUGACUGGUAUUGUACAUCUACAUGAUGCAUUGUUACACCAUGUCGGAGCAGUAUAGACCCAGCUGCAUAUUGUGAUAUGUUUGUUAACUUCGUUUUAAAUACUCACUCAUUACAAAUCUGUUCUGAUCAACAAGUCUUGUUAGACUUCAAUGCUGCUUUUGACAUUAUCGAUCAUAGUCUGCUGCUGGAAAAAUGUA
Salmo salar (Atlantic salmon) is the source of this 2668-nucleotide messenger RNA. Lineage: Eukaryota; Metazoa; Chordata; Actinopteri; Salmoniformes; Salmonidae. The record is from RefSeq and is a predicted model, not a curated record.